This is a messenger RNA of Thalassophryne amazonica, 1838 nucleotides long. It is a transcript of the gene rbck1, whose product is annotated as RanBP-type and C3HC4-type zinc finger containing 1. The record is from RefSeq and is a predicted model, not a curated record. Gene Ontology annotation, molecular function: ubiquitin binding; ubiquitin-protein transferase activity. Gene Ontology annotation, biological process: protein linear polyubiquitination; positive regulation of canonical NF-kappaB signal transduction; proteasome-mediated ubiquitin-dependent protein catabolic process. Lineage: Eukaryota; Metazoa; Chordata; Actinopteri; Batrachoidiformes; Batrachoididae. Bases 275 to 1816 code for a protein of 513 amino acids. The transcript has 12 exons. Gene Ontology annotation, cellular component: LUBAC complex.
AGAACGAGCUUGCUUUACGUCGCUUUAAAAGAAUAAAACCUUAAAUCAAGACACAAAAGAAAGACAAAGGAAAUUUAGGCUUUACACAGGCUGUAGAAUUGCCGUCAGCUUUACUUUAUAAACUUCAGGUCGAUGGACUUUUGGGGGACAGCUGUGGCGACCUGAAGACGUUGGAUGGAAAACAUCCUGGAAAGUCUCGUUUUUCUUCACAAAACUUUUAUAUAUAUAUAAAAUUAGUCCAUAGAUUCGGUGUUGGGUCGUUUUCAGGUGAAGAAUGGCUUCUGAAGUUACUUUAAAGGAAGCGGAGGAAUUGGCGCGCUCCCUGAGUGAAGCCCUCAGCAAUGGAGAUGCAGAAGAGGCAGCCAGCCUGUCCCAGAGAUUGUCACAGCUCAACAUUCCAGUGUGUGUCACCAUUAACAGUCAGGCCUACUCUCAGGACUCCAUAAGGUUGAAAGUGGGUGUGGAAGAUGCUCAGUCAGACACCUACAUUCCAGUGUCGGUUGAGGUUUCUGCAGAUAUGACAGUUGCACAACUCAAAGACAAGUUCAGCACUGAGUAUGGUUUCCACACUUCACUUCAACGUUGGGUCAUUGGCAAGCGGCUGGCACAGGACCAAGACACACUGUUCAGCCACGGUGUUCGUCGGAGUGGAGACCAAGCUUUUCUGUUUAUUCUUUCAGCUGCUGCUGCUCAUCUCACACGGCAACAAGACAAGCUGGACCAGCAGCAACAGUGUAUAGAAGGCAUCAUUGAGAUUUUGAAACUGAUACCCAGAGGGGUCAAAGAUAUUGUCACCGAGAAGCCGAUGCCUCUUCCAGCAGCUAAACCAACUCCUCCUGAGCUCCCAGUGGUGACUAAACCUGCUGUGCUUCCAAAACCUCAGCUGGGCUGGACCUGUCUCUUGUGUACCUACAUAAACAAACCAACACGUCCUGGCUGUGCAAUAUGUGGAGGUGAAAGACCCAAGGACUACACGGUGCCUAACAUCUACAAACCAGACCCUGAAGAGGCACAAAGAAUCCAGCAAGAGCAGCUGGCCAUAUUGCAGUAUGAACAGGCUAAGCAGGAAGAGCGACAGAGGAACUUCUUGCACCUGUUGGAGAUUGACCGUCACAGCCUCGUCCCCAACGAGUCAGAGAUGGAGUGCCCUGUCUGUUUCUGCUCCGUGGACCCCGGGGAAGGCAUCACGCUAAGAGAGUGUCUGCACAGCUUCUGCAAGGAUUGUCUUAAAGAGACCGUAGUGAGCGGUCAGGAUGCUGAGGUGGCCUGUCCAAGCUGCGAUUGCAAGCUACAAGACCGAGAGAUCGCAGCACUCUUGACAGAAGAGGAGCACCAGCGCUUUCUGGAGUUGCGUCUCAGCAUUGCAGAAAGCCGCUCGGAGCACAGCUUCCACUGUCAGACUCUCAACUGCAGAGGCUGGUGCAUCUACGAGGACGAAGUCAACGUGUUCUACUGUGAACUUUGCAAUGAAACCAAUUGCAUUCUCUGCAGGGCCAUUCAUAAGGGCAUGAAUUGUAAAGAUUACCAGGAUGACCUGCGCAUCCGAGCAGAGAAUGACUUGGCAGCCAAGCAGACGAACCAGAUGUUGGAGAGAUUACUGGAGAGCGGGGAGGCCAUGCGCUGUCCACGGUGCCACAUUAUCGUCCAAAAGAAAGAUGGCUGCGAUUGGAUCCGUUGUUUGAUGUGCAAGACAGAAAUCUGCUGGGUCACCAAACAAGCUCGCUGGGGACCAAAUGGAACUGGAGACACGUCUAGUGGUUGUAGAUGCCGAGUCAAUAAUCAGCCUUGUCAUCCCAACUGCCAGAACUGCCACUGAGACGGGCAUACCAAGAAACACA